AUGGGAACUUACAUCAUGAGCCCACUUGUGAUUGUAUUCAUAACACUAAAAAGCGUGGGAAACCUCUCGUCUAGAAUUCCUAAACUUUCCGUUUCAGCCUCCGCACUGACGACCAGACAUCGUGCACACUACUCGGAUCUCAUUCAUUCUCCACACAUUUUUCGAGUCGCAGAUUCAGAAGAUUCACGAAUGGAAAAGUUGACAGAACUCGUGUUAAAUGGGCAGGAUGAUGCAGGAGAUGAGGAAGCAAAUGGUCAAUUAGAUUGGAUCCUUGCCGGUAUUAUUUGCAUCAUUUGUGUCGCUUUUCUGAUUAUUGCAGUCAAAAUCUGCUAUAAUUAUUCGAAGAAGUUUCCAGAAUCUGCAGAAAAGGAGCACGAAACCAUCGACAAUUUCAAUAGACGAGCAAUUUCCACGAAGGGAACACGGGGUCACGUCCGCUAUUCGGUCGCUUGA
This is a messenger RNA of Caenorhabditis remanei, 453 nucleotides long. RefSeq lists its product as uncharacterized. The record is from RefSeq and is a predicted model, not a curated record. Bases 1 to 453 code for a protein of 150 amino acids. NCBI's taxonomy places the organism in Eukaryota, Metazoa, Nematoda, Chromadorea, Rhabditida, Rhabditidae. The transcript has 3 exons.